AUGGAGGCAAUGUUGCAACAGCACAAAGAUACUUUGGCAGAGGUUCAAAAGUUGAAAUUCCAGGCAUUGCUGCGGGAAUUGAAUGUUAAGUCUGACAUUGAGCAUGCAACACUCCCAGAGGUGGAAGAAGCCGCUCAGCGUCUGAUCCAAUGGUCUCAAAAUCGUGGACAUGUUCUCGUGGAAGAAAACUUGCGGGAAUUGCAGGACCUAAUGCUGGAGUAUGCAGAUUGGUUGCAUGUGGAAGAACAUGAAAGCGCUUGUCUUUUUCUCUCAAAGUUUCUAUACCUCCUCAUGCUGCUUGGGGCAAAACAGGUGUCUCCUCAAGAUGUUUCUCUUUUCGAAGCUGAACGAAAAAUAGAGGACAUAGCCGUCAAUGCUUCUGCACGAUAUGCAACACGUUUGAACAUGAUUGCAAGAGAUCUGGAAGGGCUCCUGGGAAAAGAACCCACGCUGCGAGAUGCAAUUCAGAAUCAAGCGUCCAAAGUGACUCAGCAAGUUCCAUACAAGCUUAUGAGAAAUUGGAGCAAUGCAGUGCUGCACCUCAUUGUCCAGAACUUGAUACCAAGCACAAAAAGAAACGAAAGAUGA
This is a messenger RNA of Cladocopium goreaui, 588 nucleotides long. NCBI's taxonomy places the organism in Eukaryota, Dinophyceae, Suessiales, Symbiodiniaceae. The record is from the annotation of a GenBank genome assembly.